AUGCUUUCCAAAGUAGCUGCUGGUGUUAAAGACUGGUCUAGUUCUAACGAAGAAAGAUAUGACCGUAGAAGGGGGGAACCGUUGAAAAAUCAGCCCAAAUUGCCUGAACAAUUUUUUGGGGACUUUGCGGGAAAUAUUUUCGGUGUAAAGGAUGAUACUACAGGCCCUUUGUGUGACAAAUGUGAACUCCCCGUUAAACUAUAUGGGCGCUUGAUACCCUGCAAGCAUGCUUUUUGCUAUGACUGUGCUAUUUUGCCUAAAGAAAAGGGAGCUAGAGUGUGCCCGGGCUGUAAUAGUGCUGUGCAUCGAAUCGAACAAUGUUUGCCAGGUUCUAUCUUCAUGUGUGACACUGUUCAGGGGUGCAAGAGAACCUACUUAUCUCAAAGGGACUUACAGGCUCACAUCAACCACCGUCAUAUGGGCGUGGUAAAACUGGUUACUCCUGUGACUGAAAAUGGCCGCGCUCCUGUUCCCUCAACAUCCGCUCAAGUUCAUGAUCGUUUUACGAUGCCUUUAGAGAAGCGUUAUAUAAGCCACAUUCCUCCAGAGCAGCACACCACCACGCCAUUACUUCCUUUGCAGUAUGUGCCCCGUGAGCAUUAUAAUCAACCACAGGAGGAUAUUCGAGCUCCUCCUGUGGAUUACCCAGUGCUUCCAAUGGUUACCACAUCUCCUUGGGGCAGGCAGGAAAAUCUAAAAAGAAAAUGCAGCAAUUUAAUAACCGUUCCUAUUCGGGAUGAUUUAAAUUUAGGCCCACAACCGCCUCCAGUCUCAGCACUUGAUCGCCAUCAUCCUCAAUUUCAGGGUCAACUAUUUUCUCACCCUCAUCAUACUAUACCUCCACAACAAUUUUAUGUACCACCACCAUUACCACCACCUUUUCCUCCUCCUCCUCCUCCUCUGCCGCCGCCACCACCGCCCCCGCCGCCGCCGCCACCAGGAGCAUUAAGCCAUUCAAUGCGGUAUUCUUUCCAGGCUCCGGGUACUCCUUAUGUCCGUUAUAGCCAAGUUCCUCCUCCAUCAGUGACCUCUGUUCUGCCACCAGUUAACCAACCCUUUCAACAUAUCAUUGCCCAGAUGGUACCACGUAUGAAUCAUCCUCUGCCAAGAUUUCCUUCCACAUUACGGGGUGGCCUUCCUGUAAAAGUCCGCAGACCGUACCAGUAUAAUCCUAACCCUUGGCUGCAGUUUCCUGAAUAUCAAAGACCUCUAAAUCCUUCAAUCACACAGCCAGGAAAAAUGAAUCCUGGUGUAUGGGCUGCAUCAAGAGGACGACCUCAAUUUCCAUCAAUGCAGGGUCCAUUUCGAGGUGCGUUUUCAGGACCGUCUUAUCCUGAUCGGAUGAGAAAUAGACUCUAUUAA
Molecule: messenger RNA, 1362 nt
Organism: Gracilinanus agilis (Agile Gracile Mouse Opossum)
Lineage: Eukaryota; Metazoa; Chordata; Mammalia; Didelphimorphia; Didelphidae
Product: E3 ubiquitin-protein ligase Hakai-like
Exons: 1
Coding region: 1-1362 (453 amino acids)
Biological process (GO): protein ubiquitination; regulation of cell adhesion
Molecular function (GO): ubiquitin protein ligase activity
Source: RefSeq, a predicted model, not a curated record